AUUAAGGGUCCAUGGCAGAUCCGUAUAAAGAGCUUCUACGAGCCACUGUGAGAAAUGAGCCUACUACCGAAAGGAGGAAAAAAAGACGAGUCAACUCAGACAAGGUUAUAGAAGUAGUGAGCCGGACAGGGUCUGAAGAUUCAGACUCUGAUGACUUUGAAGAUGUUAACUUAGAUAUAGAUGACUACAACGCGUCAACUCCUGAUGAGGUCAAUGAGAUUAAGGAAGUUAAUCGAAUUAAUGAGGAUGAAACUUUGGUAUUUACUCUUGAUUCGAACACCAAUGAAGUAGUAUCUCCUAAAAGAAAGGUUAAUAUUGUCCUGAAGGAAGAGAGGGAAAGGCGGCGUCGCGUGCAUAAGUGUUAUGUAUUGAUGAUGAUUAUUCAUGGAGCCAUCCGUAAUUCAUGGCUCAAUGACUUCUCUAUCACCAAUUCCAUAAAAGAAUCAGUACCACCCUUGGUUAUAGCGCUUGUUAACCAAGAUUCGUCGUCUGAUAACGACAUGGUAAAGUCUCGUAGGUUUCUAGAUGGUAUCCAGAAGUUGAUGCUUAUCUAUUCGCAAAAGUUCAGAGUCAUAUCACAAGGGAUAAUAAGAAAGGAUUGGCAUGAAUUGAAUCUACGACAACCUAAUACAGAAAGAGUUACUUUGGCUAGAUUUAAAAGACUUGUGCUUAAUUCAAGAGGCUCUCGUGAUAUAGGUGCACAGGGAUUUGUCUUAUUGUUGCGGUCUAUCGGACUUAAUGCCAGAUUGAUAUUUUCAUUACAACCACCCGAUUUUACAAGUAUAACUCUGAAUACAGAUAAUAAGGAUAUUUCUACUGAAUCAGAAAAUGGUUCCGGUCCCAAAACAAUGACUCCCAGAGUGGCGGCUGCCAAUAAUAAGUCCCGAAUACUACAUCAAUAUAGAUCAGGCGAAUCCACCAGCAAGAAAGAACAGAGUAUAUUCAAAGAUGCUCCAUAUCCUGUAUUUUGGGCAGAAGUAUGGAAUAAAUAUUCCAAGAAAUGGGUAAGUAUAGAUCCAAUUGUUAAUAGAAGUAUUGAAGUAGUAUCUAUGAGAUCCAAAUCAAAGUUUGAACCACCAUUAACGGAAACAAGAAAUCAGUUGACAUAUGUAAUAGCUUAUGAUAGACUUGGGGGAGUAAGAGAUGUUACUAGAAGAUACUGUAAAUUUUUGAAUGCUCGAACAUCAAAGAAGCGUAUAUAUUCAUUUUCUGACGAAGACAUGCAUUGGUACGAAAGAGUAUUGAAAUUAACUAGUUCGGUCAUAAGGAGGUCUUUAAGUAAAAUAGAUAUAUUAGAAUUAAAGGAAUUCUAUAAUCGAGAUCUAGUUGAAGGUAUGCCUAAUAAUUUAGCAGAUUUUAAGAAUCAUCCUAUUUAUGUACUUGAAUCACAAUUGAAGCAAAAUGAAGUCAUUCAUCCUAGAACUGAAAUUGGAACUUUCAAAAGUGGUAAAGGAGGCAUACAACCGGUAUUCAAAAGAUCAAAUGUUCAUCAGUUGAAGUCAUCCCGAGCAUGGUAUAUGAAUGGAAGGGUUCUUAAAAUUGGAGAGCAGCCUUUGAAAACCAGAAGUAAAAAAUCCAGAGAUCAUGAAGUCGAGGACAUUAACCUUUAUGCUGACUUUCAAACACAAUUGUAUAUACCACCCAAGAUUGAGAAUGGAAGAAUACCGCGAAACGCCUAUGGAAAUAUAGAUAUUUAUGUGGCUAGUAUGUUACCUGAAGGAGCUAGUUUGAUUUUGACUCAAGAAAGAUAUCCUCUAUCUAUGCUAGAAAGAGCAGCAAAAAUCAUUGAUAUUGAUUAUGCCAAAGCGGUAGUAUCUUUUGAUUUUACUCGCAAGGGUCAUUCAGCACCCAAGGCUAAAGAAGGUGGGAUAGUUAUUGAAAGUAAAUUCAAAGAGGCUUUGAUGCUUGUGUUAGAGAGUUUGUUUGAUGAAGCCAGAGAAUUUACAAUUGAGCAAACGAAGUUAAGGGCUCUAACCAAUUGGAAAUUCUUUUUGACCAAGCUCCGUAUAACUAAAAGAUUAGAGAAGAGUCACGGAAAGGUAAUUGAAACUGACGAUAACGAUAUUGAAGAAUCAGAUUAUGAGAAUGAUAGUGAAGAAGAAGAAGAUGGGGUGAUUGAUAUCUAUGACGAUAGAUUUGAGGAUAUGUACGAUGAUGAUGACAGUAGCGAUAUUAGUAUGGAUGAUAAAGUAGACCAAGAAGGCAAUAAUAGCCUACGCAGAUCCGAUUCUAAUAUCAUAAUCGAACCAUUUGAAAAUGUGUCAGAACGAGAUAAGAGUAUCGAGAGUAUGGAUGAUGAAGAGGAAGGAGGAGGAUUCUUUAUUGAGUCAGAAGUAGAGGGUGUACAAAAUGCAAAUGUAAAUGCAAAUGAAAAUGAAGAUGUCAACGAUUAUGGGGUCAUUGACCCAAAUAGGCAUGUCGAGGAGACAGAUGAAGAAGAUUUACAAGAGUUGCUACAAGAUGAGCUAUUUAGUGAAGAUGAAAAUGGCGACUUAAUCUAUCGACCUAAUCGAACCACAAACACAAACACGAUACAGGAUGACAAAACUUUAAGUAAUGAAGAAAAUUUUGACUUUGAUUAUGAGUCGGAUUGAAAAUCUUAAAAAAGCAAUUCAUAAGAUUUGCAGCCCAUGUGACAUGGACUAAGUAAAUUAACCGAAUUAAUUAGGAAAAAGUUUUCCGCAGUUAAUAUAAGCCCCAGAAUAGACGUUGUAUUGUAUUAGUCUGGAAGGAAGGUGCGCAAUUGGAGUACUAUUCCAUAAUGAAAAGUUUGCGCAAUUGGGAUGAUUUUUUUGUUUUGUGAGGUAAAAAAUUUACCAAAAGUGUGGGACCAACGGAAUAAGGUUCUGUUUUAGGAAAGUAUAUACUACUAUAGGAAGAGUAAAAAAAUUUGCUUCGUUAUAUAUAUAAUAUGUGUUUUAACCCU
Scheffersomyces amazonensis is the source of this 2926-nucleotide messenger RNA. RefSeq lists its product as uncharacterized. Gene Ontology annotation, biological process: mismatch repair; nucleotide-excision repair. The transcript has a single exon. Gene Ontology annotation, molecular function: damaged DNA binding; single-stranded DNA binding. Gene Ontology annotation, cellular component: cytoplasm; nucleotide-excision repair factor 2 complex; XPC complex. The record is from RefSeq and is a predicted model, not a curated record. Lineage: Eukaryota; Fungi; Ascomycota; Pichiomycetes; Serinales; Debaryomycetaceae. Bases 12 to 2594 code for a protein of 860 amino acids.